AAUAUUGUGUGCUGCUAACACAGGAUGGAGUGUUAGGAAGGGACUUGCAUCAACAUUCAGACAAGUACACAGGGAAAACUUCUCAAGAAACCAGCGCCAACAUGAGUCCUGUUCUUCUACUAUUCCUUGUCCUACAACUUGAGUGGUUUGCUGAAGGCACUUCAACUACAAGGCCCGAGAUCCCGUGUCAGAUUGUGGGCUCUACGGUGAACUGCCAGGGACUACAGCUUGCUUCGGUGCCCCAUCCACUGCCAAACACCACUGUUUCACUUCGACUGUGCCACAACCAACUCCAGGAGUUAAGGAACAACUCUUUCCAAGGUUUGAGUAGCCUUGUCGACCUACAGGUAUGCUACAAUCAAGUGGAAUUCGUUGAAGAAGACACCUUUGCGGGUCUUGGCUGCUUGCAAACAUUAGACUUGUCGAGCAACAACAUUAUUACCUUGAGAAAAGAGGUUUUCUUUCCUCUGAAAUCACUGCAAAGGCUGGACUUAUCUUGGAAUGGACUGCUGGAAAUUCCCAAGGGAAUAUUGGCGCUGGCAAGUCUACAGUAUGUUCGUCUGAGUCGCAAUAACAUUUCCUCUAUCAAUCUGGACAUUUUCAGAGAACUGCACCACAUACAGGAAAUCAUUCUAGAUAACAACCCCGUAUUGUACAUCACUGAGGGAGAUCUCAGAAUUGUGAAACAGCUCAAAAUAAAGCAUCUCUCCAUAACCGGGACUGUACCAACACUGGCACAGAUACAAGAUGGAGCACUGUCCAGGCUUAAGAGCAUAAAGAAACUGGAUUUAUCAGGAAUCAAAAUAGGAACAAGGCAAGACUUCCGACGACAUCUUAGUGAGCUCAAAAAUGGCACUGUUACUUCUCUCUGUCUGGUCCACGUCAGUUUAGGAACACCCGAGAAAGAAACUCUAGAUUGCCUUCCAAAAAGUUUGGAGACGUUGAAUCUCGAAGACAACGAAAUAAGGAUAUUAAAGAAUGACAUCUUUGUGGGGCUCCCAAAUUUAAAGGAGCUCGCAUUUGGCCUGAACCCAAUAUCUACAAUAGAGAAUAAAGCAUUCGACGGUCUGGAAAAACUGGAAGUUCUGGAUUUGAUUCUGAAUGAUCUCACUUUUCUGAAUCAGGAAGUCUUCCUUCCAAUAUCACUCACGUUACAAAAGCUGGACCUGGGGGGAAAUGAUCUUAGAGUACAGCCAGGGAACUUUCAAGACUUGCAGAAGUUGGAGAGCCUGAACCUAGAAAACAACGGAAUCACUAUUCUUAAGCCUUCUCACUUCCAAGGACUGAGGAACCUCAAGGAACUGAACAUAGACGACAAUGCAGCACUCUUUCCUAGAAGUUAUUCAGGUACUUUUCAACACAUGCCUCGGCUGAACAAGUUAUAUUCCAGAUGGAAUAUUGCAGGUGAUAGUGUUGAAAACACCCUGAAGACAAUUCCAGCAUCCUUGCAUGUCAUUGAUUUUACUGGGUGUCGUUUUCAUCUACAUGUAGAUAGCAAGUUGGAUUUUGUACCACAGAAAUCACUGCAACGUCUUAUCAUCAGGAAGGUUGACAUAGUGGGUUCACUGAGUCCCAUAACAUAUCCGUUUCUAUCUUGGACUUUUCACAACCUAACUGAACUAGAGUGGCUGGACAUGGCAUUGAACCACUUCUCUGUCGUGCCCAUGGAAGCCUUGUGGCAUCUAAGAAAGUUGACCCAUCUUGAUCUCCAUGGCAACAGCCUGGGUAGCCUUCAUGUCAAGACUUUCAGAGAUCUUGAGAGCCUAGAGUUCCUUGACCUUUCAAGUAACAAAAUUUACAGCAUAAACCCACGACUUCUCUCACCCAUGACGUCCCUGAAGGUCCUAAAUUUGACGCAGAACUUUGUCUCGUCCAUCGAGGCGCCUACAGUCCUGUUCUUCCACAGUCUCUACCUACUGGACCUAUCCCACAAUCCCUUCUCCUGCACGUGUGAUCUUCUGGAUUUCGUGGAGUGGAUCAAGAACACGACCUCUGUUCGGAUACAGAAUCUCGUUCCCAGAACACCUUACAGCUGCUUUUCUCCCGAGGAACGCAGGAACCUACCUCUGCUUGACCUCGACCUUGACUGUGACCUCCACACAGCCUACUACAUGUGUAUUGUCACGUCCACGCUUGUCUUCUUAUAUACCAUUGCAGCCUUUCUCCUUGGAAAAUACCACCCGUAUCUACAGUACUGCUUCCUCUACCUGCGUGGAAAAGCUCGCGGCUACAAGGCCAUACCGAGGAGAAACCAACACAUCCUUUACGACGCCUUUGUGUCGUAUAACUGUGAAAGCUUGCGCUGGGUCCAAAACCACCUCAUCCCCAACCUAGAGGAACGGCGGCCGCACUACAGACUGUGCAUUGCUGACCGCGACUUUAUAGGGGGGAGAGACAUCGUAGACAACAUCACCGACGGGAUCCUGCAGAGCAGGAAAACGGUCUGUCUGCUGACCAGGAGGUUCAUUCGCAGCGGGUGGUGCACGUUGGAGUUCAAGAUAGCCCGGCACAGGCUCUUCGAUGAGGGGAAGGAUGUCCUGAUCCUAGUUCUGCUGGAGAACAUCCCAGUGACUCAACUGUCUCGCUACCAUCUCCUGCAGAAACUCAUGUCCAAGAAAACCUACCUGGUCUGGCCGCAGGACACACCGGGAAGGGUCCUGUUCUGGGAGAGGCUAAGACAGGCCCUCGGGUCAAGGAAUGAACUACCUCAAGGUUCAAGUUCAUCUGAAAUCAAUGCAGAAGACAGGAUGAGGAAGGGAAGGCCACAGACGACACUGCUGCUCCUGGCUGCGUUCUUACACAUCUCUGUGCACGGGUGCCCUACGAACUGUACAUGCCGGCCAGACGAUCGGGUGGACUGCCAACACGGACACCUGACAAACAUUCCCACAGACAUCCCAAGGGGAACCGCACAUUUGCAACUUCAGUACAACAGAAUACACUCCCUUGGCCCGGAUGCCUUCCAGUUCUCCAUCUUCAGAAGACUUAGGACAUUAGAGCUGAGCCACAACGAACUUGUUUCGAUUCAUCCUGACGCAUUUAGGCAGCAAGACAGCGCUCUGGAACUCCUAGACCUAAGCAACAACAACCUUUCCUCGCUCCUCCCCUACACCUUCGACAUGCUGUACCAGCUCAAACACCUCCAUCUACAGGGCAACAACCUCCCCAUCAUCGACCAAAACACGUUCAACGGUCUCCGGUCGCUGCAGGUACUGAAUCUUCAGGAUAACGACAUAUCUAUGGUAGCACCGAACUUGUUUCAGCAUCUUCCCACCCUUGUUGACCUGUCUCUACGGAGUAACCAGCUCGGGUAUCUGCACGACCGGACAUUUGAAGGUCUCUCCAGCCUGCGAACGCUAGACUUGAGUAGAAACAGGAUUAUCGGUUUGGAGAACGAUGUGUUCUUUGGACUGGAUAAUCUGAACAAUUUGCGUUUGGAUUUCAACAGACUGACCAUGAUUCCUGACCUCCCCGAGACUUGGUUUCCAAGGAACUGUCUCAAAAGGCUAAACCUGAGCCACAACCCGAUAGAAACCAUCACAGACCACGCGCUAGGCCUAGCUAUUGAGCUGGAAGAGCUGUACGUUCACGACCUACCCGAGUUGUCGACUGUAGAAAACUUUGCGUUCCGUGGCCUACCGAAGCUGCAGCAGUUACACAUGUGCAACAACCCCGGCCUGCAGACGCUGCCCGAACACGUGUUUUUUGGGUUAACACGGAUACGACACAUCAACGUGCGCAACAACUCCUUCAACGCCAUAGGCUCCAUCGUCCCCAAAAGCUUGGAGUUACACGAGGUGGACAUGUCUGACAAUCCGUGGGACUGUUCCUGUGAAAACGAUGAUUUCCGCGAAUGGCUCAAGCGGUUCGACAGCCACGGUGACAUACUGAAUGACGACAGGUUGCUGUGCAGGUACCCUGCUGAGCUGGAGGGGGAGGAACUGCUGUCCAUCCCAGAGGACUACUGUAACGAUGGCCAUGACAGCGAAGAGGAAAAAGACGGCGAGCGGGAGGAGGAGGAAUAUCGUGAAGAGGGUUCCGAAGAGGACGGACCGUCCAGGGGUAACCCAGAACCGGAACCUGAACCAGAUGAGCCUGAAGUUCCGUGUUCUCACGACGCGUGCCUGAUGCAGGGGCAAUGUAGCAUGCGUGGAGACCUGGCGUACUGCAGGUGCCCCCGCCCUUACCGGGGAAGCUACUGCGAGAAGUAUGGAGAGAAGGGGAAGCUUAAAGACAUUUCUGCCGAAUCUAAAACCGAAACAACCAUCGACGUCUCGUGGACGGUGAAACAGAAUGACAACAACACGACUUUUCUGGUGUACUGGAGCGUGAACGGACCGAUGCAGUACAAAGUAACUGGGGAUCUUCAUCACUCCACAAACAGAUACAGGAUAACAGGUCUGGACCCUGGCUCCUUCCACCGAGUCUGCAUCUAUUCCAACAGGUACAACUUUGAGAUCUCCCACAAAUGCAAGGACCUGGGCACACUGGGGUAUUCUGGUGAGAACCCAUGGCAGGGCGACGACAGCUCCAUGUUUCCACCACCACCACCAAGAGAUCCGUUCAAAAUAGUUAACAUCGGCAAAGCUAUAGGCAUAGGAGGAGGGGUGGUUAUCCUAAUAGGCAUCAUGAUAGGGGUGGCGUGUCGAAUAAGGUACCUUCGCAGGACUGCAAACACGGAACCAGAGGCGCCUCCAGAGUACAACGGGACUCAGUCACGCGAGCCACAGUUUCAACUUCAGGAUCUCCCCCCGCCGUACCACGAGGUGGUGAACCAGGGAUUUGCUAAUCCCGCUGUUAAUCCAGGAUCUGUUAAUCCAGGAUUUGUUCAUCCUGACCAUCAGCAGAGGGAUAACACUAACAGGUCGAGUAACAACAUGUUAAAUAGCGCCCCUUCCCUACCGACCAUUUCAGAGGAGAACGAAGGGGGACCAGACAUGGAGCAACACAGAAAGUAGUUUCUACCUUGGACAUUGCAGAAAACAUACUUAGUUUGAAAGUUUGUCUGUGUUUGGUAGAAAUCAUUUUGAAGUCACUGUAAUUUCUGACCCAAAUUUUUGACUGUCCAAUUCUGGCCUUUGCCAAAACAAUACCUGACUUCUGCGAUGU
Molecule: messenger RNA, 5109 nt
Organism: Branchiostoma belcheri (Belcher's lancelet)
Lineage: Eukaryota; Metazoa; Chordata; Leptocardii; Amphioxiformes; Branchiostomatidae
Exons: 2
Coding region: 102-4958 (1618 amino acids)
Biological process (GO): signal transduction
Molecular function (GO): protein binding
Source: RefSeq, a predicted model, not a curated record